Messenger RNA from Suillus paluster, 2314 nucleotides. RefSeq lists its product as uncharacterized. The transcript is spliced from 3 exons. Bases 47 to 2314 code for a protein of 755 amino acids. The record is from RefSeq and is a predicted model, not a curated record. NCBI's taxonomy places the organism in Eukaryota, Fungi, Basidiomycota, Agaricomycetes, Boletales, Suillaceae.
GACUCGAUAUAAUAAUCAACAGACUUGCAAGGUGCCGCUGCCACGGAUGCGGUCAUUGUUUUUAUUGGGCUUGUUCGCUGCGACCUUGUGGCUGUGGAUGCCCCGUGGACCCGAUACGCUUUCAGCACCUGGAAAUUCAGAAGGAAUGGACAAUGUCGACAACGUUCCGCGCACGCUAUCGCUCGUUUCAAAUUUCUCGGGUACACCACCCAUCGAAAGCCACUCUCUGACAGUGGUACUCCCAAUUCUUCCCCAUCAUCUUGAAGGUCUCGACGUUUUAUUGUCUCCGUUUCUUGUUCCUUCCGACAAUAUUCGAGAAGUCAUUUUGAUCUGCCCACAGAACACCCUUUCAGAUGCGCGACGGGUACUCAAGAAGAUCCUAUCAUACAGUGGGACUGUUGACCACCCCAACCUUUCACUGCUACCCUAUACGAGCUCUUCGUCCCACAACAGCACACUUUUAAGUUCUGCGUCUCGAGUUAGAACGGAAUGGAUUCUUCUUCUCGAUGAGUGUGGCUUGAAAGGCCUCAGCAGUGGGCAGCGAGUUUAUCUACUCAAUCCACUAUCAAUCUCCCUACCAGUUGGACCUAAUGGUUUCCUCCGAUUUCCUGCCAAUGCUAGCUGUAUACCUGCCACUCGCGAUUUCGAGUCUGCCGACUAUCUCGUCCCACCUUUCGUGUCACCAACCCAUCUUUUCCCACGCACUUUCCCGCAUCUUGCCAAUUCUGAUCCUUGGCUAUAUUUUGGCGUCCACGUUGCGAAGACCCAUCUCGAGAUGAUAGGAGGAUUAGUUCUUCCUUCCAACAUCAACGACCUCAACUACUACGAACAAAAUCCUCACCCUUUAUCCCUCGAAAGGACUCAGAUAGAGCGCAGCCCGAAAGGAAUUAGAUCAGACGAUCGUACGCAAAAACGGCCCUCUCACUCAGCAUCAGCUUCGGGACAUUUCGUUCUGGUUUUUCCUCAUUUAGAAGACCUCCAUGCUUUCAUGCCUGUCGCCUGCAGACUCCACUCCGUUGGUCAUACUCUAUCGGUAUUACUAUACCAGGCCUCGUCGAGCGAUGCCAUGUAUUGUUCUUCCGAGGACUGCACUCUCCAUUGUUCGACGCUUUCUCAUACCACCCCAACCUUCAACCAUUGGCUAGAAUUUCUGGAUAUUUUGCCCGACGUUGUCUUCGCUUUGGACGUUCAAGAUUUCUUGUCCGUCACACUCACAAUGGUUCUUCUGCACGAGUCCUUCCGUGAAACCACGCUAAUUCGAUUACCUCGAACUGACCUACCGUACUCCGACUGGAUCGGCUCGCUCACACUUCGUGAACUCCGCAACUGGAACGUACCCGAAAUUACCAUUAGCGUCAUAACCGAUCAUAGGCCUCACUCCUUACAACGGUUGCUGACGUCCCUUACCAGUGCUCGGUACUUUGGAAAAAGAGUCGGACUGCGUAUCAACCUGGAACAAACUGCCGACCUCGAAACUUUGAGAGUAAUACAAGACUUCGAAUGGCGGCAUGGCGACGUCUUUGUCCAUCACAGGGUCAUACAUGGCGGUCUCCUCCCUGCUGUCGUCGAGUCAUGGUACCCAAAUUCAAACUACUCUUAUGGCUUGCUACUUGAAGAUGACAUCGAGGUGUCUCCCUUGUUCUUUGCGUGGAUCAAGAUGACUGUCUUGAGGUAUCGCCUUUACCAGCAGAAAAUGAUCGAGCUCAGACCAGAAGGCCGGAGAUUCUUCGACGCUAUGGCGCUCUUCACCACCAAUGACAUUCCGAACCCUGAUACACCCUACCUAUCCCAGAUACCCUGCAGCUGGGGCGCAGUCUACUUCCCAGAACACUGGCGCGAGUUCCACGACUACCUCUCUAUCCGCCUAUCCGAGUAUUCCAUGAAAAUCCACGAAAACGUGGUCCCCGACAUCCGCUCCAACAAGUGGGUCAAGUCAUGGAAGAAAUACUUCAUCGAGCUCGUCUAUCUCCGUGGCUACGUCAUGCUCUAUCCCAACUACGCCAACUUCACCUCGUUGUCCACCAAUCACCUCGAGGUCGGCUCGCAUGUCAAAGACCAGCCGGAGGACGAAUACCUCCGCAAGAAAGCGUUGUUCAUGCUUCCCUUGAUGUCGUUGCCGAAUGCGUCGGGGCUCUCUUCCCCCGGCCUGCUUGACUUGCCGAAGAAGAAACUCCCCUCCUUGUCUUCCUUGCCUGUUCUAGAUCUCAUGGGAAGGCUGUCUUCGGCAUCAGACCUAUUGGAACGAGGCACCAAACGUCGGACGGAGCUCACUGGACUGCAGCACUACCACCUCUCUGACUCACGAUGCUCGUGA